This is a messenger RNA of Folsomia candida, 4928 nucleotides long. Its product is annotated as linear gramicidin synthase subunit C. Lineage: Eukaryota; Metazoa; Arthropoda; Collembola; Entomobryomorpha; Isotomidae. The coding region runs from base 143 to 3157 and encodes 1004 amino acids. The record is from RefSeq and is a predicted model, not a curated record. The transcript is spliced from 4 exons.
UAGUAAAAAUUCGUUAGCACGAUGGCAAGAUAUUACCAAGCCAGCACCACACGGUACAACUUAUCAUUACCAGUUUGGUAGAGUCAUAUACUUGUGCUUUUCGAAAUUAUUUCGGGUCCAAGGUCUAACUUUGAUCGCAAAGAUGAGACCCAGCAUGGCCUUUGGUCAAGGGGAAAAAGUGUCCAUCACAACAAAAUCCAUCCUGGAAAUGAUUACCGAGCAGUGGCACAACUCUGGUGGAAAGACCGCUGUGCAAGAAGGACAUCGAAGGGUCAGUUAUACCGCACUUUUGGCAAUAUCGAGCAAAAUCUCGUCUUUAAUCCUGGAAUCCAGAAAUUCCUCCGACUUUGUAAUCAUCCUACUUCCCGCUGGGUACAAAUUCAUUGCGGCUGAAAUAGCGACUUGGUCAGCUAACCGGACCCCCAUCCCGGUUGACGCCAGCCUUCCCAAGUCGAGAAUACACACGAUAAUUCAAAACCAUGUCGACCCUUUGGUCAUUACGGAUCCCUGCAUUUCCCAGCGCCUUAACCUAGCCGGCACUUGUAAAGCGUUGAUUAUUUUACCAGAAGGCUUUGAAUUUACCGCGGAAGCGAUUAGGGUAAAGCAAGACAUUAAGAGGAGAAUCAAUCCAAUCUCGUUAUGCAUUUAUACCUCGGGAUCAACCGGAACCCCGAAGGGGGUCCUCAUGCGGGACGACUCCUUGGUUAAUUUCGUCCACUGGAAUCUCCGUCAUUACGGCGAGGCUGUCCUGAAGAGGUCGCUGUUCUUCUCGUCUCCCGGAUUUGAUAUGGCUUUCACUCAAACGAUCCCGCCCCUCUGCGCCGGGGGCACGGUGGUCAUCCUCCCGGGUGAAUUGAGACGGGAUAUCGAGGCGCUGGAGGAAUUUGUCCGCCUCAAUGAAAUAACUUUCCUCUGCCUUCCGGCCAUCGUGGGGGUACGUUUCUUGACCAGGUGGAACUUAACGGGGGGUGAGGGGAGGAGUGCCUUGAAAAUUUUAAUGUUUGCGGGGGAACGUGUCGCGCAGGUGGAUGGGAUGCAACUCUCGGAAAAAUUGGGGUUUUGCGUGGAAAACCAUUACGGCCUCACGGAGGGGACGAUUGGUCAAACGUUCAUCCAGUACAGGCCGGGCGACGUUAUGUCUCUCUCGGUGGGGCGGCCCAUUCAAAACAUGAAGGUUUGCGUAGUGCGGGAAAACGGAGUGGAAUGCGACGUCCUGGAGGAGGGGGACGUUUUUAUAGGGGGCAUUGGCGUGUGUGAGUAUUACGAUGGGGCAAGUGAAAGGUGGAGAGGGAUGUUGAGGACGCAUGAUCGGGGGUUUUGGAGGGGGGAUGGGACCCUGGAAGUGUGUGGGAGGGAGGGUGAUAUUGUUAAAAUUUCUGGAUGCCGAGUUUCCGUAGCGGAGGUGGACAACGUGCUAGCAAAAUCUCCCGGAAUUUUCCAAAGCACCAUCGUCCCCUACAACGGGAGGCUGGUGGCGUUUAUCCUGUCCAAAGGAGAAACGACCGAGAAAAAGACCAUUUUCCAAUUUUUGCGGAAACACCUCCCAAAGUCUGCCGUUCCUAGUAGUAUUAAAUACCUUGCCGAGUUUCCACUAACAAAGAGUGGGAAAAUUGACAAGCACGAGCUUAUCAGGUUCUUGAGAGCCAAUCAAAGUCAAUGUCAGCAGGGGAUGGCUGAAAUAGAAAUAAAAAUGGCUCAGCUUUGGGCAAAAGUUUUGAACAUCAAUAAUCCCGAACGGAUAAAUCCAUGCACGUCAUUCAACGAAAUUGGCGGAGACUCGGUGUCAGCCAUGAUGUUGUUGAAUGAGUUAAAACUGCCGCCAUGGAAUUUAAAUAUAACGUUCUCACAAUUUCUGGACGCCGUUUCGCUAAGAGAAUUAUGCACAUCCGUUUCAAAGAUGACGAUUAACGAUUGUAGGGCUUUGGACCUGAGGAAGGAAGUUGAUGAAAUGAUGGAAAGUCUGGAAUUCUCUAAUCAGCAGAUCGGCAAGGUCGAACAGGGUCAGGAUAUCCUCUUAACCGGAGCGACCGGCUACUUCACCCCGUUUCUCCUGAAAGAAUUGUCCACCACCUUUGCCCAACGCGCCACCUCCACCCACCCCAUCAAGUUGUACUGCCUUAUCCGCGGUGACAACUUCCCCGCCGUUUAUUCCCGACUGGAACAAAAACUCUUAGAACUCGGCCUAGGAACGAUUUCUUCCUUGGAGUCGGAGAACCUUCAAAUCAUCCCCGUCCCCGGAGACUUUUCCCAACCCUGCCUCGGAUUGGACACGUCAACCUUCGCCAUGCUGUCUUCCAGUGUCACGCUCGUGUACCACUGUGGUGCAGAGACCCACCAGUACAAACCUUAUCACUCUUUGAAACCCAGUAAUGUCCUCGGAAUGCGAAAUAUCCUCCAAUUCUGCCUAGACGGAGGUUCAAAUCGGGUACUCCACUACAUCUCGACCCUGUCUGUGCUCGAGGCUAACCCGGUCUUGGAAACCGAGUUGACCUGGACAGGCCCCCUGGCGGGGAAUGGGUACAGCCAGAGCAAAUGGGUCGCGGAGAAACUACUGUCCCAAGUCCAACGCCGAACCGCUCUAUCUGCCGCGAUCUAUCGGCUCGGAAGUGUGGGCAUUAGCAGCACUAAUGACGCGGUACAGAUGAACGCGCUAGACAUUUUCUACCUCGUCAAUCGCGCCUGCCUGGGGAUGAAGGUAUACCCGAGGGAACUGGAAUGGCCGCCCUACUCGGAGGUGGAUCGGGUUGCGGCUGCCGUAGCGUUUAUUUCGACUAGCUGUAACGAGGGCAGGAUUUAUCACCUUGGGAAACACCUGAAGGGAGGAAUGAGCGCAGAGAUGGAAAAGUUUGGCGCAAUCGGGGUCCCCUUGAAGGUGUGGAUGGAGAGCCUGGCCCAGCUUGUGGGGGACCGGGGACUUCCCGCGAAAAAAGGGAAUUCUACUGAUAUGUAUGGCGCGUUCUUAGCUUUGGAAUGGUUUUCAGCCCGAUUGCAAGACUUUAAGGGCAAUUAUACGAGAUUUAAGGAAAUUAUUAAUCCAUUGUUGAGUACACGGAAUGCGGAUGACGCCUUAGUUGGGAGUGAGGUUAGGUUGGAGUUGUACACUGAGCAGGUCAAAAAUUAUUUAGAAUUUUGUGGUAGAAAUCUAAAUAUUAGGUAAGAGUAGAUUGGAUUAUAAUCGGUGUGAAAAUUCACACUUUCUAUUGGCAUUUAAAACUUGCCAUACUUUUGUUCACGUGAUGAAACAUAUACAUUUACAUAUUCGAAUUUACUUCACAGAUGUACACAUAUUGAUACAAACAUAUUUGCAUACACUCUUAAAAAUCCGGUAUAGUCACGCAGGUAUUGAUUUCUCGGUAUAAAAGUUACUACCGCGUGGUAUUAAAAUUAUACCGCUCCGUAAAAAUUUGAUACCGAUAUUGGAAAUCUUUAAUACCGGGUUAUUACUACACGGUAUUAUGUAUCAAUACCACGCUGGUAGAGUCAUAUAUGAAUACCGCGUGGUAUUAUUUUAAUACUGGAUUUCUAAGAAUGUAUUGCAUAAAUGCAAUAAAGCAAAUUUGCUUUAAUUAGGGGACCCUGCAUCCUUAACCUGACUUUUCAAGCAUCAACUUCCUAAUACAAAUUUAGAUUUAAAUUGUGGACCUUGACAAUUAAUUGGACCUUGACCAUCUCGACUAUAUAUAGUACAACAUCAAGCUAAAUGUAAGUACAUAUGUAAGUCUAAGUUUUUUAUAAAAUAAUAUAAAUCCAAAGUUUCACUUUCACCAAAAAAUUAGAUUCAGUACAAUUCUUAUUUAUUGUCAUAAAUUCAGCAAUUAUUCUCGUCAUCAAAAUACUGUGAGAUCCUAUAUUUCUACUGAACCAUCGGGUAUAAUGGAUCGAAUCACCUCAAAUACAAGUUACCUUGCCAUACUGGUUGUAGUCGUUUGUAAAUAUUAAAAUAGUGACAUUUAGUAUCUAAAUUGCACAGAAUUCCAGAAUACCCGUUUACUUAUACAAAACCACAAAAUUGAUCGACAUAUCGAUCACAAUUUUCAUAAUUAUUAACAAAUUCUCGGCCGUUAUGACAAAAACUGUGUAACCGUUCACCCCCAUUGAAACCGUUGUCCUCCUCAACCCCCAAAUCUGACUCAUUUUAACGCUCCUUCUGACACUCGUCCUCUCCAGUUCGCCUACCGAGGCCGCAAACCUGGUUAAAAUGUCACCCGAAGCCUUAUGACAUUUCGAUGCGAAACAUAAGAAAACGACCAACAUGAAGCACCCGAACAGAGCGACGUCCACCAAGAUGAAGGUGAACACUAAGGGAAGCUUGUUCCCCAAAUAGAUCACCGUGGCCAAACUGGUGGUGUACAUUAGUGACGUUGCGCACAACCCGAUGGUGACGAAGAGCCUGACAAAAUCGUACAGGAUACCAUUUACGAUAAGCAAGACGGAAUAACGGGACAAUUGUUGGUCUAGUAAAUACAUACAAAUUUCAUGCAUUUUUCGUAAACACUUACAUAUCCACCCUCUGAUACACAUAUACAGAAAACACCACAACUGCUAAAUUAUUUCGCCUUUUAAAAUAAACAAACGUAUUUACUUACGAAAUGUCCGGGUAGAAUUAAUUUCUCCGAGUUACAUAAAAAACUAGUCCGGAAACGACAAUUUUAAAGACAGAAAACUAGAUAAAUAAUUCAGCCAAAAAAUAAUCAACUGAACAUAAGUGCUAAAUACAACACACAAGUUAUCAAAUGCUUAUUUUUCUUGAUGGAAUUGGUAUAAAAGUUUUAUUUCUAAUCAAAAUUUCAAUGUACAAUUUCAAUUAAUGAGCAAAUUUUUGUACAAGCGUAAAGUGAAAGGUUCAACGUUUUUAGAUCAGUUAUUUCGUAAAAAUAGGCUAGACAGUAACUGAUAUUCUAACCGACAAACACAAAUAUUUUGACAUA